CCUAUGAAUGGUUUGGGAGGGGAAACAUUACUUGUUAAGUUUCCUUUUUUUCACCCAAAACACAACCAUAUGACACAUCGGUUCUCACAAGAUCUGGUGAGCUCAGGGAUAAGUUGAUACAUUUUGGUGUUUUAAAAUCAAUUUUUUUUAAGAUUGUUGCUAAGGAACAAGACCCUUCAAUGGCAUGUGAAGAGACCUGUAAUUAUUCAGGACAUUAUGAGGCCACCCUCUUCCCUAUUAUUUAUGGAAUAGUUUUCACUUUUGGACUUAUUGGUAACUUGGCAGCUAUUGGUGUUAUAGUCCAACAUGUGAAACGGGGCAAUGUGCUUGGGGUAUAUCUGGCCAAUCUCUGUGCGUCAGACCUCAUGUAUGUUUUUACACUACCUGUAUGGAUAGCCUACACGGCCAAGGAGGACUGGCUCUUUGGGGCUUUGUCAUGCAAAAUUGUUGGAUUCUUCUUUAAUGCCAACCUCUACACAACCAUAGUCUUCCUCAGCUGUAUAGCUGCAGAUCGUUUUUUUGCCACGGUCUUUCCUUUUCGAGCAGCAGUCUUACGAACAAUGAAAGCUGCCAUGAUGAUUUGUGCUGUUGUUUGGCUCAUCAUCCUUGGCACUCACUCAGUCUUCCUUGGCCGUGAUGAACUCUUCAACUCAAGCCAAAAUGUGAAACUUUGCUAUGAGAAGUACCCGAUGGACCCUUGGAUGGCUAGAGUCAACUACUUCCGUAUCUUUGUGGUCUUUCUUAUUCCCUUAGUGCUUCUUGUAUUCUCCUACUGCUCCAUUGUUCGAGUUAUCCAUCGGAGUCCAGGCCUGGAGAAGGAGCAGAAGCACAAGAUAAUUGGACUUUUGAUGACCAUGACUGCAAUAUUUAUUAUUUGCUACCUCCCCUAUCAUGUGGUGCUUUUUAUCCGUUCUUAUAUCAGUGAACAGAAUAAGUGUACUUGUUUACUUGAGAACAAAAUCCGACCAGCCUACCGUAUUUCCUUCUCCUUGACCAGUCUCAGCAGUGCCUUGGACCCUUUCAUCAACAUAUUUGUAAGUGACAGCAUCAAACAGGAUUUGCUAAAGGAGGUGAGGGCUUUGUGGGCUGGUUUUAGGAUCAUGCGUCACCCAAGAGCUUCAUUUAGGAGGAUGUCAAAGAAAAGCUAUCACACUGUCACUCAACAACUUGAAAAAGACCAACUGUUGGUAGACCAGAAGAAGGAAGAAACUGCCCUCUAAAUACAAAACCCUCAAACGAUGCUAGAUCCUUAAUAAAACUUUUGAAUUUGGAUGUUAAAGCUAUUUUUAGACUUUUUAUAGAUGCACCGUGAGCUUGUCAGACAUUGCUGUGACUUUAUUCUAGAUAAUGUUAAAAGAACACCAUGAGUGAAGGAAGAAUUCUAUAAAACACAAAACAGACUGUUUAAUGUUUUUCUCUUUUUAUUUUCUACAAAGAUAUAAAGCCAUGAAGAGACUUUGAUUGUAGACCUCUGUGUAGUUUUUUUUUAUUUUUAUAUAUAUAUAUAUAUGUAUUUUUAACCCAAAAUUAACAAGAUCUCUGGACAGAAUACAUGUUUACAUAGGCUCUUGUCCUAAAAUCUGCAUAUUCUUUACAAUAAAAUACAACUUUUUUAUUUUUGAAUGAAACUCUAGAAGAUCAUUUACUUUAGUGGUAAGAUAAUUCAAUGGGAGAGGACAUAACCUACUCAUGCAAAGAAACCAAUUUCUGUUUUUCAUUUCCUACGUCAUGCAGGCCCUUAAAAUUUUCCUUUCCAGGUCAUUGAUUCACUCUCAUCUAAUUUGAAGGAGGUGUUGUGGAAAGCAUCUGUAUUGGUUAUUUAUUUUUAUUUCUCAGGGGGUUGGAUAGCUAGAAAAACAGGUAUUGAAAUAAGAAUAGUCUUGGUUAGAUUAGCCAAAUUACCAUGAAAUUGGUCCAAAGAUUUGUGUUAUGGUAGGGCUGCCCAACGCCAAAGACCUUUUUGUAAAUGGGUCCAGUCUUGACCAAAUAAAGGCCAAUUAGAUAAUUAUUUGAAUGAACUAUAAUUUGUUCACUAAGGGACUCCUGAUAAGGCCUGUCUAGUACCAGAUUUUUUUUUAUUUUUAUGGAGUUUGAGAAAUAAGGAAUAUUGUAACUGGCACCUAUUUUUGGUUCAGAUGGCUUCACUGUCUAUAGACAGGCUCUUGUGAAAUGUGGUUAACCACUUCCCUAAUCAACAGAAGUAUAUAAAAAAAAAAAAGCUUGUGCUAAUCUUGAUAUUUAACGCUAUUUGAGGAAGUUUAACAGCUGAUGAAGAGAUGCAUGCAAUGGCAUCUGGCGCAUGUUAUUUUAUUAUGUUCAGAAGUUAAACCAGUUUGUAGGCUAAUGCAGAAUAGACAACUCUAUUUUUCAAGCGCAAACAACAUUAAAAAAGGCCUCCCUGAGCACAGAAGACUCUCUAAAAAAACAAAACAAAUGAACCCCCCUCUUGGAGCUGUACGGAUCAGUUAAAAAAAUCUAUUCAGUUUUUCCCACAAAUUAACUCAUUUAAAGGGACAUGAAACCCAAUUUUUUUUUGUUCAUGAUUUAGAAAGGGCAUGCAAUUUUAAACAAAUUUCCAAUUUAAUUAUCUGUUUUGCUUCAGUCUCUUGGUAUGCUUUGUUGAAAAGCAUAGCUAAAUAGGCUCAGUAGCUGAUGAUUGGUGGCUCCACAUAGAUGCCUGGUUUGAUUGGCUCACCCAUGUGUAUUGCUUUUUCUUCACCAAAGGAUAUCUAAAGAAGUACAUUGCGAUGGAAAUGGAAAGAAAAAUGUUGGGUUUCAUGUCCCUUUAAUACUAUGGACCUAAAACUCUUUGGUCUAGUGAGAUUAGCGAAGAAGUCUUGUCAGUGUGCCGUAGGGCCCUCCAAAGAAUUUUAGAAAGAGACAAAUUUUAGCUUGAAAGCUGUUUAUCUAAGUAAGCACAGUUCUGGAUGUGAAUAAGAGAUAUAUACAUUACAAUAUAAUGCUCAAAAAAUGACCCCAAAGAUUUAGCGUGCUUUCUCUCUUCUUGAUCAUCAGGAUCUAAGACUCUUCUUAUGCCCACAUGCAAAAUGUUUUAUGCAUGCAUUUGUUUUUGUUUUUUUCUUUUCCCCCCUGCAACAAUGUGAACACUGAGCCUGCAGUGUUUUAUAAUGUAACUAUUGUCUUAAAAUCCAAACUCUAGUAGUGCAAAAAAGUCACUUUUUUUAUUCCAUGAUGCAUUGCACAGUUGGAAUCUUUAGUAAAGAAGAGUAUUUUUUUUUAAAAUUUAUUUAAAGGGACAGACUCCUAUAUGUAUAGGCCGUUAGUUCAUUAAGGUUUAAUUUUGAGUUUGGGGGAAACCAACUUUACAGCACUAAAAUGUUGGGUUUCAUGUCCCUUUAAUACUACGGACCUAAAACUCUCUGGUCUGGUGAGAUUAACGAAGAAGUCUCGUCAGUGCGCUGUAGGGCCCUCAAAGAAUUUUAAAGAGAGACAAUUUUUAGCUUGAAAGCUGUUAAAGUUUUAUAUAUAACAUAAUAUAUAUAUACGGUAUGUAUACAGGGCUCAAAGUUUCCACUCUUUACUAGCCAUUGGCGGGUGGAAAUAUAAUGGUGGCGAGUAAAAGUUAAUGAGUAAAAAAAUACACUCCUAUUGCAGCAUAAGCAAACACAUAUUUUGGGCUAUGUGCUAAAUAUAUUAUCUGAUGGGAUAUUAUAUAUCCUAGAAAGGGGUAAGGAUAUGUUAUUCCUCUAGGGCUGUAGGAACACCAUUAGUGCUUAGAUUGUUACUUAAGAGAGGGUAAACGGGGGCAGAGAGAGAGAAUGGAGACGAAAAUUGGAGAAGAAGAUAGCUUUACGAGAGAGUGGAGAAAAAAAAGAGAGUAAAGAGAUAUGAGAGAGGGGGAAUAAAGAGUGUAAUGAGAAUAUAUGGCCUGAGAGAUAAGGGAGAGUAGGGAGGGGGAAAGAUAGUUAAGAGAUAGAAGGGAGAGAUGAUCAUUAUUAAAAGAAAAUCUCCAGGUCUGCUGUGACCUUCCAUGAUUGUCAGCACUCUCUUUCUUCACUCUGUCACUUCAACAACUUCCUAUUUCUAUCCAGCUGUUCUCUUACCCAGAACCACCAACUUGAUAUUACUAACGGCUAUGCACUUAUUUUAUGUUAAUCUAUUACUGUAUGUAGCAUUAUUUAAUUUGUUAAGGUAUAAAAUAAAAUAAAUAUUAAAAAUGA
Molecule: messenger RNA, 4181 nt
Organism: Bombina bombina (fire-bellied toad)
Lineage: Eukaryota; Metazoa; Chordata; Amphibia; Anura; Bombinatoridae
Product: G-protein coupled receptor 4-like
Exons: 2
Coding region: 180-1220 (346 amino acids)
Biological process (GO): G protein-coupled receptor signaling pathway
Cellular component (GO): membrane
Molecular function (GO): G protein-coupled receptor activity
Source: RefSeq, a predicted model, not a curated record